CUUCUCUUUUCCCCAACCAGCCCCGCCAUCCAUCCCCUCCCCCGCAGUCCCCCUCCUCGCGCUUUUAUACUCUUCUUAGUCUUCCACACUCGAACAGUCCCAUUCCUUCUCCCCUUUCUCUUCUUUGUAUAGUCUCGCCAUCCAACCCAUUUCAUUCGCCAUGACCGCCCUCAAGACCAUCCGUCCCAUUCCAGAGUUCCCCCUCCAGGGCAUUCUCCCCAAGGAGGAAACCGAGGCGGCCUCUUUCUUGAAGAAAUACCCCAAUUACGACGGACGCAACACCAUCAUUGCUAUUCUCGAUACAGGUGUCGAUCCAGGCGCAGCAGGCCUCCAGGUCACAUCAGACGGCAAGCCCAAAAUCAUUGACAUUGUCGACUGCUCGGGUUCAGGCGACAUCCCCACCACCACCGUUGUCAAGGCCACAGAGAACGAGGACGGAGUUCCCGUCAUCACAGGUCUGACUGGUCGCAAACUGCAUCUGAGCAAGGACUGGAAGAAUCCCUCGGGCGAGUACCGGCUUGGUGUCAAGCGUGCCUACGAUCUCUUUCCCGGUGACCUUGCAGACCGCAUCAAGAAGGAACGCGCAGCUGAAUUUCAAAAGAAGCACUUCCUACUCGUGGCCAAGGUUCAGGAGGAGCUCGCCGCCUUCCUCAAGGCCCGCUCCACGUUGACCGAGCAGGAUCAGCGUACAAAGGCCGAUUACAACGCGCGCUUGGACGUCCUGAAGGACCAGCUCAAGAACUUCUCUGAUCCCGGCCCAGUCUACGACUGCGUCGUCUUCAACGACGGCAACGUCUGGCGUGCUGUUGUCGAUGCCAAAGAGGAUGGUGAUCUCACAGAUGCCCCAGCAUUAACAGACUACAAGGUAGAGCUCCAGUACGGCACUUUCAGCAACCAGGACAAGUGCAACUACAGCAUCAACAUCUACGAUGACGGUAAAAUGCUCUCCAUCGUCGUUAUUGCCGGUUCCCAUGGUACCCAUGUCGCCGCCAUCACGGCCGCCAACCACCCCGAAGAGCCCGCCUUGAACGGUGUUGCACCUGGUGCUCAGAUUGUCUCUAUCAAGAUUGGCGAUAGUCGCUUGGGAAGCAUUGAAACCCAUCACGCCCUCACCCGCGCCGUCAAGGUUAUCAUCGACGACAAGUGCGAUCUCGCCAACAUGUCUUACGGUGAGGCAGCCAGCUACUCCAACAUUGGACGCUUUGUCGAGUUGAUCCGCGAGGAGGCUGUCGGUCGUCAUGGAUGUAUCUUUGUUUCGUCCGCUGGCAAUGCUGGUCCUGCCCUGAGCACUGUCGGUGCUCCCGGCGGCACUUCCGCUGGUAUGGUCGGCGUAGGUGCUUACCAGAGCCAGGCCAUGCAGCAAUCCGAGUAUGCCCUGUUUGAGUCCGUUCCCGAUAGACCCUACACAUGGUCCUCCCGCGGUCCUACUCUGGAUGGAGAUGUUGGCGUCAGCUUCUAUGCUCCCGGCGCUGCCAUCACCUCAAUCCCCGAGUACGAGCUUUCAAAAUUCCAGCGCAUGAACGGAACCUCGAUGAGCUCUCCUAAUGCAUGCGGAUGCAUCUCGCUUAUUCUCUCGGGUCUGAAGGGCGAAAAGAAGGCAUAUACUCCUUACCGUGUCCACCGUGCUCUCGUUAACGCUUCCAAGGAUAUCCAGGACGAGUUCCGCAUCGGCUUCCUGCAGGUCGAGAAGACUUUUGAUCAUAUUUUGACUUACCACGCCUACGACGAGCAGGAUGUUGAUUAUGUCAUUCAGAUUGCCGAGCGUGAAAACGCCCGCGGGAUCUACUUGAGAGAGUGGGAAGAGUGUAACAAGGCCCACACGUUGACGGUCAAGGUCGAGCCCAAGUUCAUGAAGGACAUUGACUACAACAAGCCUGACAUCAACGAGAAGAAGCUGUCCUUCGAGUGCCGUAUGGCUCUCAUUGCUACCGAGAGCUGGAUCCGUGUCCCCGACUUUCUGUUCAUGAACGGCGCCCAGCGUCAAUUUGAAAUCAAGGUCGACCCCACUCAGCUCACCGCUGGCUCGCUCCACAUUGCUGAGAUCCAGGCCUUUGAUUCCUCCUGCCCAGCCCGCGGCCCAGUCUUCAGCAUCUAUGUCACUGUCGCCAAGCCCGCUGAGUUGUCCACACAGUCCUUUAUCAAGUUUGAGAACAUCCAGUUCGGUCCCGGUCACAUCGAGCGGCGUCUAAUCCACGUCCCUGCUGGCGCGACCCAUGCUGAGGCCGUUAUCCGCAGCUCGAGCGGCGUCAACGUUGCUCAACUGGCUGCCAAGUUUGUUGUCUAUGCUGCUCAGCUCCUCCCUCAGCUCCGUAAUGACCAUACCAAGCAGGGCUACAUGAUCCGCCUUGGCAAGGGCAGCUAUGCCGAGGCCGGCGCUGAGGAACAAUCUGAAGCCAAACGCUUCUCUGUCUACAGCAGCCACACCUUGGAACUCUGCAUGGCUCAAUACUGGGACAGCCCUGGUGCUCACACUGUCACUGUCGAGUUGACCUUCCAUGGUCUCCAAUUGAGCGGGUCCACCAGCGGACCCCGCACGGUCUUUAUCAAUGGAGCCGAUCAAAUCACUCGCUUCCAUGUUGCGGCGCCAAUCCGCCGUGAGGAGGGCCUCUCGCCCAGCGUCUCCUUGGAUACUCUCCGCAAGGUGAUCCGUCCCUCUGAAAGCAGCAUAAAGCCUUUGAUCCGUGACCGCGACAGCUUGCCCAACUCGCGCCUCAUGUACAACCUGAUCGCAACCUACCCCUUCAAGGUCGAAACCUCAGGCAAGGAAUCAGUGUCUGUUACGCCCCGUUUCCCCAGCCUGAACGAUCUCCUGUACGACUCUCCAGUAGAGGUGCUCCUCAUUGUCUCGGACGUCAACAACAAGGUGGUCGGCUAUGGUGAUGUCUAUAUUCAUAAGUUCAAGUUGCCUAAGGGUGAUUAUAGCCUGCGUCUCCAGAUCCGUCAUGAGAAUGAAGAGACCCUGGAAAAGUUCCGCCACUUGCCUGGUGUCUUUGAUUUCGGUCUCGCCAAGGCACAGACACUUGAGGUGUCGGGCUACUGGCCUGAUGCCCUCAUUGGCAAGAAGAAUGCCUUCCCCAGCGCCCUUGAGCGUGGAGAUAUCAAGCCCGCAUUUGUAGUGUCGUCCUCUGAGCACCCUAAGGGCGCCAAGCCCGGCGACUUUUUAGUGGGUGAGUGGAAGUGGGGUCUUGCCAAGAUGGAUGGCACUCCUCUCUCGCGUGUUGUGUAUGCGAUCCCGCCUGAGCAGAUCCCUAUCAAGGAAGAGACUGUUGAGCUCGAGGAGGAGGUGGAUGUUGCUCGUCAGUUGGCUGAGCAGGUCAGGGAUGCACAGGUGGCCUGGUUGAAAAAGAGUGGAAGUGCUUACAGAACCGAAAAGGACAAGGAGGCGGCAGCGGCGGCCAGAAAGGAACUGGUGGCCCAGUUGGAGGCUGCGGGUCAUGGCAAGCACUUGCCCUUCUUGCUGGCACAGUUAGAUGUUGCUCUGGUAUUGGCUGAGGGCGCUGACGAGGCUCACAAGGAGGAGCGGUGGAAAGAGGUCCUUGGCGCAACGGAUAAGAUCACGAAGAUCAUUGACGAGGCUGCAUUGGCACAAUACUUUGGUUUGAAGCAGGUGACCUUGCACGGCAAGGCCGAGGCGGAGCAAAAGAAGAUCAAGAAGGAAAAAGAGGAGGCCAAGAGUGCGCUGAUUGCAGCAUUAAAGGCUCGCUGCUUGGCACUGGUUGCGUUGAAGGAGGACUCGGACGAGGCCUAUAACCAUCUGAGUCAAUGGAGCGAAGGCACAGGAGUGACUGACUGGAAGUCUGUGGGUGUCUACUUGGAGCGUGAGCGCAAGCAUGGCCGUCUAGGCUUGGCAUUGCAGCGCGUCAACGCCUGGUUGAGUGAGCAGGGCGGUGGGUCGCGCGAUGGAGCAGCCAACAUCAAGAGCGCUCUCUCGACACGACGCGAUCUCCUGCACGAGCUGAAGUGGUCUGUCUGGGAAGAAUACGAGCUCAGCUGGGACAGUAUUCGCUUGCCCAAGGCCGCCGCGACGUUUUAAAUAUGUACUGAGGAUAGGAAAAAGACUUAGAAGCAGCUUUUUGUGCUAAUAUUCAUCAUCAUCAUUAAGCCCGUUCAUUUUCAUGCACCA
Gamsiella multidivaricata is the source of this 4123-nucleotide messenger RNA. RefSeq names its product subtilase family-domain-containing protein. The record is from RefSeq and is a predicted model, not a curated record. The coding region runs from base 161 to 4033 and encodes 1290 amino acids. Gene Ontology annotation, molecular function: serine-type endopeptidase activity; tripeptidyl-peptidase activity. Gene Ontology annotation, cellular component: cytosol. The transcript is spliced from 4 exons. Lineage: Eukaryota; Fungi; Mortierellomycota; Mortierellomycetes; Mortierellales; Mortierellaceae. Gene Ontology annotation, biological process: proteolysis.